CUUUUUGUUGCCUUGAUUACUCUCUCCAUAUAAUAUGUCUCUGUUCCCAACCUCUGAGACUCAUGAAAUCGAGUCAGUAUUCAACUUUAGAAACCCAAAGUCUUUGAAAAUGGAAAAACAAAACAAAAAAGAAGAGUAAAGAUAUUAUUAUCCCAAUACAUUAACAUUACCUCUGAUGGAAACACAGGCCCUCUCUCCAUAACUCCAGUUUAGAAUCACCUGGACCCUUCUCGGGUUCACUAUUACUAAUGAACCACCCGCGUGUUUUUGAAGUAGCUGAAAUUAGGUUAUUGGCCAAAGACCGCGUUCGCGUUUUCUAUUAUUAUUAUUAUUAUUAUUAUUAUUAUUAUUUAAACGAUGCUCUUUAUGUUUCUAUCUAUCUAUCUAUUAACAUCUCGCGCUCUUCUGUUUUUACGUAUGCUCUCCUCAACUUAUUUGUAAUGCCUUUUCUUUUUACAUGCUUUAUUUACACAAUGACAUAUACUCUGCCAAAUUUUUGGGGUUCAUUCCGCGGAAUUCUAUUUAUUAUCUUUUUAGGCGCGUAUGUUAGUAUAAAUGCUAUGGGCUAUGAGCAUCUAAAAAAGAGCCGCGAGCGAGCAAAAAGGGGAGAGAAAGAUAGAGAGAGAGAGAGAGAGAGAUGAAUAGAUAGUGUGUCUUCUCUGUUGUUGUUGUUGUUGUUGUUAUUGUUGUUUCUUUUUGUAUAACA
Messenger RNA from Lobosporangium transversale, 706 nucleotides. RefSeq lists its product as hypothetical. The record is from RefSeq and is a predicted model, not a curated record. Lineage: Eukaryota; Fungi; Mortierellomycota; Mortierellomycetes; Mortierellales; Mortierellaceae. Bases 249 to 641 code for a protein of 130 amino acids. The transcript has a single exon.